Centruroides sculpturatus (bark scorpion) is the source of this 2621-nucleotide messenger RNA. RefSeq names its product transmembrane protein 184B-like. Gene Ontology annotation, molecular function: transporter activity. The transcript has 8 exons. NCBI's taxonomy places the organism in Eukaryota, Metazoa, Arthropoda, Arachnida, Scorpiones, Buthidae. The record is from RefSeq and is a predicted model, not a curated record. The coding region runs from base 1 to 1134 and encodes 377 amino acids. Gene Ontology annotation, biological process: transport.
AUGGAAGGAAACAUGUGGGAGAUAUACCAACAUCUACGUUAUUAUACAAGCCCAUCAGAACAGCGAUGGAUUGUUAGAAUUUUAUUCAUUGUACCAAUUUAUGCAUUUGAUUCAUGGCUAAGUUUGCUAUUUUUUCAUGAUAGCUUCUAUAUAUAUUUUGAUAGUGUAAGAGAUUGGUAUGAAGCAUUUGUAAUCUACAAUUUCUUAAGUCUGUGUUAUGAGUAUCUUGGAGGGGAAAGUAACAUCAUGUCAGAGAUUCGUGGGAAGCCAAUCAAGUCUAGUUGGUGGUAUGGUACUUGCUGUCUAUCAGGAAAGACGUACACAAUUGGAUUUUUAAGAUUCUGCAAACAGGCAACAUUACAAUUCUGUGCUGUGAAACCACUGAUGUCUGUCAUUAUACUCAUUCUACAACCAUUUGGACGUUAUUCAGAUGGUGAUUGGAGGCCUGACAGUGGUUACUUAUACAUCACAAUUAUUUACAACAUAAGUGUUACUUUAGCACUUUAUGGCAUGGUUCUCUUUUACUUUGCUACAAAAGAACUGUUAUCUCCUUAUGAACCAGUUUGGAAAUUCUGCACAGUAAAAUCUGUUAUAUUUCUUUCUUUCUGGCAAGGUGUUGUAUUAGCCAUUUUGGAAAAGGCUGGCGUAAUUUCCCAAAUUUAUUCCAAUAAAGGUAUUUCUAUGGCAAGUGCAGGGACUGUUUCUGCAGGAUAUCAGAAUUUUCUUAUUUGUAUUGAAAUGUUUUUUGCUGCACUUGCAUUACGGUAUGCCUUUCCAUAUCAAGUGUAUCAAGGGUGCCAUACUGAUUCACAAGGAAGAUCAGUUACAAUGCAGAGUAUUUCCAGCAGCUUAAAAGAAACUAUGAACCCAAAAGAUAUUAUGAAUGAUGCCAUACAUAACUUUCAUCCUCAGUAUCAACAGUAUACUCAGUAUACUGCACCUCCGCCACCACAUCUUGGUCCAUGGUCUAAUGUACAUGGAAUGAGAACAGGAAGUGUGGAUGACGAUAAUGGCGAUCGCAGUAGUCGUUGCCCCCGCCGCGGUGGAAAUCCGCAGAACCGUCAAAUUCCAACUAUAAGUCAACAAUAUAAUGAAAAAACUACUUUAUUAAGUUCUGAUGAUGAAUUUCAAUAAAUGAUCACGCAAAUCGUUAAAUUACAAAUAAAUUAUAUAAAGCAGCACAUCGGUGUAUAAAGAAACUGAUGCAUCUGAUCAUGUUGGAAUAUAAAAUUUAAGUAUAUUUAAAAGCACAUUUAUUGAAACUUCCAACUUAAUCUGUUUCACAUGUAUCAGAUGAAGUGUAAACAUAAAAUAAAUCUACAACUUAAGUUUUUAUUAUAUAGCCUUAAAUAUACAAAAUUAUUUUAUGAAUAAAAUUAAAGGGACACAAAUAUUAACUUUUAAAUUUUAGUUUAUACUGAGCAUUUUCUCAUAUGUAUAUGCUGUGCUUUAUAAUGUAAUCAAUAUCUUUUUCAUAAUGUUAUCUAAUUAUUUAUAAAAUAUUAAGUAUUUAAAACUUUUUUUAUUUACUGUAAUCAUAUUUAUUAUGAAACAAUGUUUAUAAUUUAUAUUGCUUCAGCAAAAUAAAAUGAAAAAAAAACAAUGCUCUGCUGUGAUCAUCUAUUGUAUGUUUAUGAAAAUGUUCUUAACCCACAAAAGUGAAGGAAAAUCCUGUUUUUGUAUUAAUAUUGUAACUAUAAUUGUGUUUUGGAUGUUGUUACUGAUACCUUUUAUGUAAUUAGAAUUGAUUGAUUGAAUUUUAUAUGUAUUCGAAUAUUCAAUAUUCUUUUUUGAGAAGCUAUAUAAUCUGAAGAUGGUUUUUUAAAAAAGGCCGAAAAUAUUUAAUUAAAAAUUUUUCUGGAUUAUUAAGGUGAAUGUUCUUAAUUUUUAAAAUGUUUUAUAUUCUUACUAUGUAUUAGCUAAGUUUUUCUUUAUAAAAUGAUUUGCAAUGUGUUAACUAAUUCAAAAAAUUGAACAUUUAUGUUUGUCUUGUUUUUUAUAUUCGAAUGAUCUCUGAAGCAUUUGUCUUCAACUGCUAUUUGUAAAAUGCCGAAAAAACGUGACAGUCAGCUAAAAAGAAAUCGCAUUAUAAUGUCCAUUUCUGCACAUAUGAAAUUUUAGAAUAAUUGAUGUUAGCAGCUAUGAGAUUUUUUUUAAAAAAUCAGUAUAGAUAUGUAAAUAUGUAGUUUUGCUGAGGAGUGGGUUUGAUGUGUGAUUCAUAUUUUUGUGAGUAAAUACAUAUAUAUAAAUAUAUAUAUGAUAAGCUUGAAUAUCCACCAAAAAUUAUAAAAAUGGCAUCUACUUAAGUUGUCCCAUCUAAACUAAUUGGAAUAAAGAAUAGUUACGUUAAUAUCUUCCUCACAAAUAAGUGAUUUCAUCAAGCAGUUCCCUAGUGCCAAGUCGGUUGCUUCUCUGUCACAUCUAUGUUCUAUGUUCUACAGCAAUGUUGCCUUUAUAAAAAAAAAAAAGUAAGUAAAUAAAUUAAUAAUGAAAUCAAUAGAAUGACAAAACUUUUACAAACUUGAUAUGCAAGCCGCUAACUAGUUUGUAAUAGUAAAAUUGCCUAAAAAAAAAAAACGAAAAUAUAAUCGUACCUGUAACACAACAAUUUGUUUUGUUAU